CAUUGCGUUACGCACCCCGAAUACACGUGAAAACUACGACUCCCACAUAGCUUGAGCACAGCCACACGAGCUGUGCUGUCUGUAUGAAUGCUGAACUUGGUUUAAUUUGAACAGGAGUGCGCGUUUGUUUAUUCCUGUUUAUUAGUUGGAAUAAUACAUAAAUAAACCCUUUUUGUUUCACAAUGGCGGAAUUGGACGGAGAAAUAGUCUACCAGAGUGGCAGAACAGAAGUGGGUGAGUCUUUCUGUGAGGAUACAGCGCUGGUCAGAGCCUAUGACAAGGCAUUACAGAGCGUCCCGGCGAUGGAGCGCGAGGGCUGUCACCCGCACGUCAACGUCCCGGGGGAAUCUGAAGGAGAGAACGAGACAAAGAGAGAGGAAGAGGAAGACAAGGGGACAAAAGUGCAGUGGCAGGUGGGGUGGCGGUGUUGUGCAGUCUGGUCGGAGGAUGGGCUGGUGUACCCCGCAAUGGUGCGCAAGCUGUUGCCGGACCGAGGGAGGUGUGUAGUUCGGUUUGAGGGCUACGGGAACGAGGAGGAGCAGGAUCUCAGCGCCCUGCUGCCAGCCCAGGACUCUGAGCCCUCCGAUCCCACCCACACCCAGGACUCUGAGCCCUCCGAUCCCACCCACACCCAGGACUCUGAGCCGUCCGAUCCCACCCACACCCAGGACUCUGAGCCCUCCGAUCCCACCCACACCUCUGAACCACAACCAGAAUCUGGACAGGCAUCACAGUGGCAGGUUGGGUGGCGGUGUUGUGCAGUCUGGUCGGAGGAUGGGCUGGUGUACCCCGCAGUGGUGCGCAAGCUGUUGCCGGUCCGAGGGAGGUGUGUAGUUCGGUUUGAGGGCUACGGGAACGAGGAGGAGCAGGAUCUCAGCGCCCUGCUGCCAGCCCAGGACUCUGAGCCCUCCGAUCCCACCCACACCCAGGACUCUGAGCCCUCCAGUCCCAACCAAACCCAGGACUCUGAGCCCUCCGGUCCCACCCAAACCCAAGACUCUGAGCCCACCCACACCACAGAACUACAUGAGGAGGAUGGUGAGGAUGAAAGCCGCCCGGAGUCUUUGAAACCUGUGAAAAAGGAAAAGGCAAAGAAGCAGGGCCGCUCCUGCCCUGAACGCAACCACGCUUUCCCGUUCCCCUUCCCGUUCCCCCCCCCAAUGCCACAGGGAUACAGCGGCGGGCCCACCUUCCUGCCCCUCCCACCCCCUCCCCCUCCCCCUCCCCCUGCCUUCACUUUCCACUCCUCUAACUGUGAAGGAGCUGCUGACGAGAUCGACGUGGACUCGCUGUCCAGCAUGCUGCUCUCCUGGUACUUGUGUGGAUAUCACACCGGCUUCCACCUGGGCUUGCAGCAGGGUCGAGCAGAAGCUGAGAAAAACUGUGCCAAAAUCAAACAAGCUCAGCUGAACACCAACAGGAAACUCAGGAAGAACCUCUCAUAGAGGUAUGUUCAGCAGACCCUGUCCUUCUCUCCUGUUACUGCAGCACUGCAGACAGAAGUGCUUCGGUGGCUGCUUGUAAUCUAAUUCACACAAGUUUUUUCUGAACAGAAAAAGAAAAAAAAAUCAAAUCUUUGCAUUUGAAUAAUUUUUUUGGUAUUCCUGCACUUAACGAUUUAUUAAUUUACAAUACAUGGCGUAUGCAGUACGUCUCCCAGCUGAUGUAUCUGCUCUGUUUUAUUUUCCAAGUGAACGUUCACAUCGAUCAUCUUUUCGUUAUUAGUUUGGGAGCUGUUGGCUGCCGCUUGCUCCUUGUCUGCAGCUCGGUACCUUUUAAUAACGGUUUGGGGCAGAUCUUGUUUGAAAGGGUCUGUCUGUCGCCUGUGUUUCAUUACAGCUGUGUUCGGAUACAACAGCAAGCUGAUGACAGCGGUCAGACAUUAUCAGGCCUGAUUGGGAUUCAGAUUCGGCAGAGCUGCGUCUCCCUCAGUCUGCUCCUCUGCUGUCAGAGUGCAAUGAGGGUCUGGACUAAUGUGAUGUGGAGCAGAUAGGCUCAGAUGAGUGUGGAUCCUAACUCCCUACCCACUUGAUUUUGCACUUCAGCAAUGAUCUCAUUGGAUGUUUCUGAAUACUGAUGUAACAUGCAUGUUAAUGGAAAUUACCUCUAUUUAAAAACCGACUAUAAUAUUUGAAUGCAUUUUUGCAGAGUGCCGCUGUGUUUUUGUAACUUCUAAAGCACGCAAUUAAAAAAUGCAAGGUUUGCCAUGUUAUUUUUCUGAGCUUCAAAUGAGCUCCUGCACAGUGCAUCCUGCAGGAAAUAAAGGUAGACCAUGUGGUAUAUCAGCAUGGUUCUGUGUUUCAACAAUGAAGAUAGAAAAUGCAUUCUUGAAAUCCAUGUAAUUGUUUAUUAAAAUGUUAUGGACCAUUUAGGUAUGUUUUUUAAAUAGGGGUGAUUGCAUUUAAAAUAAGAUUAAAACUCUGUCAAACUGGCAAUAAAUGAGAGAAGUCUAGAGGUAACUCUUCCACAAUGUAUAGUGCAUUAUUACUCCAGUCCAUUGCGUGGAUUGACUCUGGUACCAACUUCUUAAGGGAUCUACCCAGGUCUGCUUUAGAGAUACCAGAGGAAAGUCUGAUUCGGUACAUGCUAAAGCUAUAUCCAAGUUUCAUGCCACUUUCACAUGAAGCCCUGUUUGUGUUGUUUUCUCAGCACUUCUCGUCUCCCUGUGCUCGCUUCUCGUUGUUGCAGGGGAUUCAAGCAAAAAGAACUGGUCAGAAUCUCAGGGCUGGACCUGGUCAAGAAGAUCUGCGCUGUUAAUUCUCAUCAUCAUCAGGUAGAUGUUCUUUUCUCUUUUGAGUAUGGUGGACACGCCACCAUGACUGGAAAUGCCCUUUCAGAUUCAGUUUGGUUUUGUCCGAUAUCGUCUGCUUUCGCAGACCCUGAUUAGCACUACACCUGGGCUAGCGUACCCCAGGUAACAUUAGGCAGUCCCAUGAACCCAGGCGGUCAUUCCUUUUUGCUAAUGUGUGAUACAGCCGGUGACAUUUGUAAGUAAGGUGUUUUUGCCAUUGUAAAUAAAAUAAACACUGUUUGUUUUUUGGA
Molecule: messenger RNA, 3042 nt
Organism: Acipenser ruthenus (sterlet)
Lineage: Eukaryota; Metazoa; Chordata; Actinopteri; Acipenseriformes; Acipenseridae
Product: survival motor neuron protein-like
Exons: 8
Coding region: 183-1445 (420 amino acids)
Biological process (GO): mRNA processing
Cellular component (GO): cytoplasm; nucleus
Molecular function (GO): RNA binding
Source: RefSeq, a predicted model, not a curated record